Molecule: messenger RNA, 3557 nt
Organism: Centropristis striata (black sea bass)
Lineage: Eukaryota; Metazoa; Chordata; Actinopteri; Perciformes; Serranidae
Gene: slc44a2
Product: solute carrier family 44 member 2
Exons: 22
Coding region: 112-2619 (835 amino acids)
Biological process (GO): choline transport; transmembrane transport
Cellular component (GO): membrane
Molecular function (GO): choline transmembrane transporter activity
Source: RefSeq, a predicted model, not a curated record
AGUAGCUGUAGCGGUCUGCCACUGUUAUUGGUGUUUUUUUCCUCGACAUUUCCAUGGUAACUGUCCUGUCUAACGUCUGAACAGCAGUGAGCAACCGAGCAGUGAGUGAGAAUGGAGCUGGAGGAAAAAAACCCGGACCCUAAAUACGGGGAGUCCAGGAAGUUUGAUCCAAACUUCAAAGGGCCGAUUCACAACAGGGGCUGCACAGACAUCCUCUGCUGUAUUCUCUUCAUCUUGGCCUUGUUGGGUUACUUUGCCGUUGGUAUUGUCGCCUGGUCUCAGGGCGACCCCAGGAAGGUGAUCUACCCCACCGACAGCAGGGGGCAGUUCUGUGGACAAGCUGGAACACGUCUGGAGAAGAAGCCUCUUCUGUUCUACUUCAACAUCCUGAAGUGUGCCAGCCCUCUGGUGCUGCUGGAGUUCCAGUGUCCCACCACGCAGUUAUGUGUGGAAACCUGCCCGGACAGACAUAUGACGUUGGUGAAGGCCAAGCUGGGCAGCGCAGAAGACCGCGAAUACUACCAGAAAUACUGCAAGGAUGGAGUGGAUUUCGCCAAAACGAGCCCUCCUGAGCUGCUGAGGGACGGCUUGUGUCCUGCCAUGCUGAUGCCCAGUAAAGCCUUCACACGCCGCUGCCUUCCCGCCUUGGGAACGCUGAAAGGAGGCGUGGUGGUGGUGGGCAAUGACACCUCUUUCGAUGCUGGAAUGGGCGUCACUAUCAACGCCUCGGAUGUGCUGGAGGCAUCAAAGAAAUCAAAUGUGGUUGUUGAAGCCCGCCAGGUGGCCAUGAGGAUCUUUGAGGACUACACUCAGUCUUGGCACUGGAUUUUGCUAGGUCUGGUGAUCGCCAUGCUCGUCAGCUUGAUUUUCAUCGUCCUGCUGAGAUUCCUGGCCGGCAUCAUGGUCUGGGUCAUGAUUGUUUUGGUUAUUCUAGUCAUCGGAUACGGGAUUUUCCACUGUUACAUGGAGUUUGCGAGUCUGAAGGGAGAGCCCGGCUCUGACGUCACCAUCCGGGACCUCGGCCUGCAGACCGACUUCUCUGUCUACCUGCAGAUCAGACAGACCUGGCUGGCUUUCAUGAUCAUCCUGGCUAUUGUGGAGGUCAUCAUCAUCCUGCUCCUCAUCUUCCUCAGGAAGAGAAUCAUGAUCGCCAUCGCUCUCAUCAAAGAGGCCAGCAGAGCUGUUGGGCACGUGAUGUCAUCUCUGUUCUACCCCCUGCUGACCUUUGCCCUCCUGGCCUUGGUGAUCGCUUACUGGGCCAUCACGGCUGUUUUCUUGUCCACCUCCAACGAGCAGGUGUACAAAGUGUUCAACAACUCUGACUGUGAAUACUCACGAGAGACCUGCGACCCCAAGACGUUUAACACCUCCAACGCUUCGGCUCAGUGUCCCGAUGCAGAAUGCCUGUUUGCCUUCUACGGUGGGGAGACCCUCUACCACAAAUACCUCAUCCUGUUCCAGUUCUACAACGUCUUCCUCUUCUUCUGGUGCGCCAACUUUGUGACGGCCCUGGGCCAGGUCACCCUGUCGGGGGCCUUCGCCUCCUAUUACUGGGCCUUCAAGAAGCCUGAUGAUAUUCCCGCCUUCCCCAUCUUCUCCUCACUGGGACGAGCCCUCCGGUACCACACAGGCUCCCUGGCUUUUGGCUCUCUGAUCCUGUCUAUCGUCCAGGUCAUCAGGGUCAUUCUGGAGUACCUGGAUCACAAGCUGAAAGGUGCUCAGAACAAGGUUGCUAAAUUCUUUCUGAGCUGCAUGAAGUGUUGCUUCUGGUGCCUGGAGAAAUGUAUCAAGUUCCUCAACAGGAAUGCCUACAUCAUGAUUGCCAUCUACGGAAAAAGUUUCUGUCCCUCAGCUCGAGAUGCCUUUUUCCUUCUCAUGAGGAACAUUGUCAGGGUGGCUGUUUUAGACAAAGUGACUGACUUCCUGCUGUUUCUUGGGAAGCUCCUCAUUGUUGGAAUCGUCGGCAUCUUCUCUUUCUUCUUCUUCUCCGGAAGAAUCAAAGCGGUGGAGGAGGCAGCUCCGUCUCUGAACUACUACUGGGUGCCGAUACUGACGGUGGUGGUGGGAUCCUACCUCAUCGCCCAUGGCUUCUUCAGUGUGUACGCCAUGUGUGUGGACACACUCUUCCUCUGCUUCUGCGAGGACCUGGAGAGGAACGAUGGCUCGUCUGAACGGCCUUACUUCAUGUCCCCGGAGCUGCACGAGAUCCUCUCCAAAACCCAGCGGCUGGAGGAAGACCGCAACGGCGUGGAGCAGGGGGACGGCUCCGCCAAGCAGUUGGACGGGGUGACCGUGGAGGAGGAGACCCCUCUGCAGCAGGAGCAGGAUGGAGAGAUCCAGCUGAAACAGCAGACGGUGGUCAAACAGGAAAAGGAGGAGGAGGAGGAGGAGGAGCCUCUGAAGGCCGCCACGGACGCGGAGGAGCCCAAAGAGGAGAAAAAAGAAGAAGAAGAGAAAGUCGGUCAGGAUGAGGAGGCUGAAAAGAAAGAAGAGGUGAAAGAAGAGGCGGAAAAGCAGGAGGUGAAGAGCGAGGAAGUGACACCUCCUGAAAAAGAGGAGACUGAUGAAAAGAAAGAAGAAUCUUUGGAGGAAACCGCUCCUUCUGCACCGAAGGAGUAGAUGUUAACAGUAAUGUCAGGGCAAAAACUGAGGCUUGGUAAACCUCAUAAAGAAAGAACUAUAUCUCCGACUUUGUGAUGUGGGCCUGUUAAAUGUGCGACUUUCAACAAGCUAAUGUUUCAGACGGCCUUGCUGUGUGAGUGGCGCGACGUCCUGCUGGAGACGGUCCACAUUAGAAAGUCAACGCAGGUCAAAAAGCCCAGUGCGUCUCUGUAGCUUGAAAAAAAAAUAGCUCUGUUGUGUUGGUUUUUAGAACAGUGUUGGUUUUUAUAUUGUGAAGAUCUGUAGACCAUUGUGAGUGCUGAACCUGUGCCUGAUUACUGUCACUAAUAUUUGUUGUCUUAAUCUCGUUAACGAAUGCACUACAGAACCACUAAAGUACCGUGUUUACAGUCAGAACACACACAUCUCUCAAUCUCUCACUGUUUACAAUAAUACCAGCUGACGCCAAAAUGUUACAGACAUAUUUGAUAUACUGUAUGGAUAUUGGAUCUUUUUCUUUCCUAUGGAACUUGUAUAUAUACAGUAGUGUGCGUCUAUAUUAGGUAUUUUUUGGCUUCAGUCUUGUAAAGAUCCAACAUUGGGAUCCCAUGUAUUGUAUUGCCACCUACUUGCCUUGGUAUUUCCGACUGGCGUAAGUGCUGUGAUUGUGUCGCCAUGACGCAGCCAUCAUGACCUCUCUCCAGACCCCCGUUGCCGUGCUCUGUCCCUAACCUCUCUGUCUCUUUCUGUCCAAGUGCUGCAUGGUGUUGACAUGGCCUUUGAAUGCUCGCAACUAACAUCUUUAUUCUCUGGAUGCUUUUGUACACUUUAUUCUUGUUUGUCACCUUGUAAAAAAAAACUGUAUAAGUUGAUUCCCAAUGAAAGUACUGAUGACAUUCCAUAUUUAUUGGAUGUAAAUCUUGAUUAAAGGUGAUUAAAGGUAUUUAAUCAUGGUA